This is a messenger RNA of Dichomitus squalens LYAD-421 SS1, 2092 nucleotides long. RefSeq lists its product as uncharacterized. Bases 370 to 1416 code for a protein of 348 amino acids. The record is from RefSeq and is a predicted model, not a curated record. The transcript has 22 exons. Lineage: Eukaryota; Fungi; Basidiomycota; Agaricomycetes; Polyporales; Polyporaceae.
CCGAAUCGCGGAAUGGAACCGGGCCAGCAGCGCAGUGGGUCAGUCGAGCGGCUGAAAAUGGCCCAAGCGAGCCUGCGCGUCUGGUUGUCGCCUAAAGAACGUCUGGAGCCAAGGGUCGGCUCGUUGCUUGUAAGAAGAAGCGCGGCAAGUCUUUGCAUAUAUAGCAGACAGGCCUGACACUACAUAUACCCGCGGUAUUCGUCUCAACUUCAACCCUGACCGCUCUGUCCUUCGCCUCCCUGGAGCGAGGAACCGUUCGUCCGCGCCCAGUGGGUUUGUGUUGGUGUAUCGCCAGGGUCGCCGGCUUUUUCUGCUAUCUCGUCUCUCGCGUAUAGGCUGUCUUUUCGAUCUUGCUCCGCAGUACUCACCAUGUCCGCCGCACCUAAUGACGCUGGGGUCCCGGCCGAUCCAGUCGCUGGCUUUCCACAGAUUUCGGUGGACAACUCCCUGGGCGCGUGGCUUCUCGGUGUCGCUGCCAGUCUUCUUCUGAAUGGGAUCCUCAUCCACCAGAUGUACCACUAUUUCAGCCUGUAUCCCAAGGAUCGUCUACUUCUCAAAACCUGGGUGUCAGUAGUGGUCGUCUUGGAGACUUUCAUCUCAGUCUUGAUCUUGCACACUGCAUAUUUCUAUUUGAUCAAUAUGUACUGGAAUCCCGCAUACUUCUUUAUUUCGCCGACGGUCUGGUCCCUCAAUGUAUUGCCCAUCCCUGGCACGAUAGCGGCGCUCAUAUCCCAGACGUUUUUUGUGAGGAGGGUGUGGCUCAUCGCGCCGAAGUUCAAGGUGGUAGUCGGAGCUGCCUUUUGUCUCAUUGCGGGCAAUGUCGUCUGCUUCACUGUGCUUUCGGUCAAAAUGUUCAAGGCCGCCGGUAUCCUCGACUGGCUGAAAUUUUCCUGGCUCGCCUCCGUCGGCUCGUCAAUUCAGAUGGGCGGCGACAUCAUCCUCACCCUGGUACUCAUUUACGUCCUGCGGAAGAGCCGCACGGGAAUGAACAAAACGGAUUCCAUGCUUGAUGUUCUGAUCGCGUAUGCCGUGAGCACCGGUGCUAUCAACUGCGUUGUUCAUAUCCUGAACGUUGUGUUCUCGAUCGUCUGGCCCGAUAACCUCAUCUACGCGGCGCUCUCGUGCAUCCUCACCAAGCUGUAUGCGAACACGUUCCUCGUAGCACUGAACACCCGCAAGUUCCUCGGCGGCAUCGGCAAUUCGGACGAGCAGACAGGCUCGUACAAGUUCUCUGCCAACAUCCCCCGCGGCCUUUCUGACAAUCGCAUCAACCGACCGCUGACGACCACGAAUACGACACCGACGACGAUCGAGCUCAAGGUGGUCACCGAGACCCAGAUGAUCGCCGACGAUGACGAGCUGGACCAAAUGCGUACCAAGCGCUCCCUUGGCGAUCACAGCAGGAGCAUGGCAUAGCCAAGCCACCAAUCUACACGACGACCUCGCUCCUGACGAAAUCGCCAUGGAUGUACGCUUACUCCCGCCGCUUGUCGACGGGCAUGACCUAGUCACGCCGCCUGCCCUGCCUUUCCACUUUUAGACGCAGGCGGGUUGUUGCGGUGGUGCAGGCUCACUCGCUGUACUCAUACUUCAUCCUCGCCUAUGACUGCGCGUGCGUUUCUGAGGUCCCACAACCCUCAAUCGGCCGCGCAUAUGCUUCAACAGGCGCUAGUGCGCUUCACGCAGGCUGCGUGUCGGUCCCGUUGCUGCCGCAUGCUUCUAGCACUAUGCCUUGCGUAGUGACGCUACUUACAUUUUCCACUUGUGGAUGGACAUUAUUAAAUCGUUUAGGGGGAUGCCGCACGGAAGGGUAGAGUAUCUGCUUUGUUCUAGUAAUAUUCAUUCAGUCGCUCAUCCCAUUCUUCAUGGCUUGGCCUCCGUAUAGGGUCUGUCUAUGAUAUGUAAUAGUAAUUCGCGUACUUGACCGCAACCCUUGAUCUCAUACGUAGGGCCAGUCGCCACCAUCCCAGGGUGGCCGUCGCACUUAAAACGGAGCAAUUCGGUCGUGUACACAUUCACCCGCAAGUGAGAGUACAGACUCUCAUUCAUACUGUCUUUUGCCGUACCGGUUUUGGUCGGCCAUAUGACACCA